Molecule: messenger RNA, 1017 nt
Organism: Ananas comosus (pineapple)
Lineage: Eukaryota; Viridiplantae; Streptophyta; Magnoliopsida; Poales; Bromeliaceae
Exons: 2
Coding region: 99-830 (243 amino acids)
Source: RefSeq, a predicted model, not a curated record
CUCAGCCUCAAAAUUUAUAGUAUGCUAAUUAACAACUCUCUAUUUUUUUAGCACCUCUACUGAGAUAUCAACUGCAACACCAUUUGAGAAGCCGCAAAAUGAAAUCCUACACAAUGGUUUCCAACAUCAGCUCCUAUAAUCCCCCAAUUUCUCAAAAUCGUAUUAUCUAUGCAUCGAAGUUCGCGAAAAUUAUGUGCAUGAAACGCCCCGCGAGCAACCGACAAUCUCUAGAAAAAGCACCGCGAACGCGUGCCGGCAUCUACGGCGUCAAGUUCCGAACACUGGAAGGAUGCAGGCUAGGAAUUUCAUGGUAUCCGGAUUUCGAGUAUGAUGCUAGAGGAGGCAGUGGGAGCGGAGUGGGUCAAGAGGAGGAGAUUGGCAGUGACGAUGAGGAUGGCGUUGUAAGUGUGACGACUUUCGACGUCGAAACGUUGUACGUCCCGCCACUGACCGGCGUGACGACGAAGUUCCUUGGCUUGCCGUUGCCGCCAUUUCUGAGGAUCGACAUUGCUCCGGAGGUGUUACAGGGCAGGAUCAAUAGGAGAAGUGGUCGGGUGGAUCUUUUAUUUAGGUCCAAGUUCGUAUUCUCAAUUGGGAGCGCAUACAGAGCACCUCCCUUGCUUGUUGAGACCACACUAACAUCAGAGGAGUCCAAAGGAAGCAUAAGAGCAGGAAAAGGGGAGAGAAUGGACGGAGACGGAAGAUGUAAGCUGGUCGGGGUUGCUGUGGUCGAUCCGAUCGACGACGUUCUCAUGAACUCCUUCCUCGGUUUGCCGACCGAAUGCAUUGCUUACUUAAACGCAACCAUCGCCUUUACCGAUCCUAGCUAGACAUUCAUGUAGAAGUAUGAACAGAACAGCUCUUUUUAUCUCUGUUGAAACACAAAGGCGUCAAAAUAUUGGUCGAGUAGUUAAGCAGCUCUUUUACCUACAGUCACUUUUGCAAGAAAAAAAAUACACACUAGUGGAAUGAAGAAGAUACUCCAAUCAUACUUGCUGAGCAGUCACAUACUUAAAA